Molecule: messenger RNA, 1902 nt
Organism: Perca flavescens (yellow perch)
Lineage: Eukaryota; Metazoa; Chordata; Actinopteri; Perciformes; Percidae
Product: adhesion G-protein coupled receptor G7
Exons: 14
Coding region: 1-1902 (633 amino acids)
Biological process (GO): G protein-coupled receptor signaling pathway; cell surface receptor signaling pathway
Cellular component (GO): membrane
Molecular function (GO): G protein-coupled receptor activity
Source: RefSeq, a predicted model, not a curated record
AUGAAGAAUUUCUGCCGAGCCCAGAAGAUAAGAGGAUUCAACUUCCCACAAACACCCAUCGGCUGGUACGCUUAUUCUGAGGAAAUCUGUCCCCCAGGAACGAGUGGCGCGGGUAAACCCCAGGCUUCCACCAGAUGUUCCAACAGGAACACACCCCCGAGUUUCCAGGAGCCGCGCGAACUCCAGUGUGGACAGACCCUCACCGACAUACAACAAAAUCUGAACGGCUCGGCAGAUUUAGAGACGCUGGCGGCGAGCGCUCAGAUGCUGACGUCCCAACCUGAAGAUCUGACGGCUGAAGAAGUGACGACGGCUGCUCAGAUCGCCGACACGCUGCUGUCGUCUGAGAACGUCUCACAGAGCGUGAGGGAGGCAGCGGUAGCAACCGUCAGCCAGAUUCUGAACGCCAACCAGUCAGACAACAUCCAGGAAAACAACGCUACUCUCAGGCUGACACAGACCCUGUCCAGCCUGUCGGUGAACCUGAGUUUGAUCUCCAAUGAUUCUAAGUUGGUUCAGCCAAACAUCGUGGUCCAGUCGGCUCAGAUCUCAGCAGCCGACACUCAGGGAGUCCAGUUCACUGCGCUGUCAGGAACGUCGGGAAGUUUCGUUGCUGACCGUAUCCAGCUGGACACCAACACAUCGGCCAUCGCCGUGGAAACCGGCUUCAUCGCCGACGCCGUUGUUUACCUCCAGUUUGCCCCAGGCGGCGCUGCUGGCCGUCUCCGGACUCCGUCCAACGUGUCUGUGGGUUUCGUCCUCUACCAGAACGACCACUUCUUCCGCUCGCGGCGCUACAGGCGGCGCCGGGCCUCCGUCAGGGUCCUGUCGGCCAACGUCAGCGGUCUGGAGCCACAACAGGUCCAGAUGCUCUUCAGGCCAAUGCUUCUGAACGAUGCGUCUCUAUGGGACUUCUCGUGUGUUUUUUGGGACUACACUUUGGAGGAUUGGAGCGCGGCUGGCUGCUGGAAGGGAAACGCUUCAGACGGAGUCCUCGAAUGUUUCUGCAACCACACAACCAACUUCGCUGCUCUCUGGUCCUUCAGAGAGAAUUAUAAAUAUGCAGAAGCGCUGGAUGUGAUUUCUAUAGUUGGACUUUCUUUCUCCAUCCUGGGUUUGGUUGUUACGAUAAUUCACCACAUUACGGACAACUUUAAGAACUACAGGAACUCCCAGCUUGCUUUGCUGAGUACAUGUUUCAGCCUGCUGGCCUUCAUCAUCACCUUCCUCUCUGGCGUCACAAACCGGCGACAGGAUGGUGGGGAUGACGACGCAUUGCUCGACACCGACACCAACGGCGUUCUGGACUCUGACGAACACGUGGCGGCGGACGGUGGCCCAUGUUCGGUGGUGACGGCGCUGCUUCACUUCUUCCUGUUAGCUACGUUCACGUGGAACAGCAUGUACGCCACGCAGCUGGUGCUGCUCGUACGCAAGAUGCGCCAGAACCUGCCGCCAUACUGGACGAAGCUCAGCGCCACCAUAGGAUGGGGAGUCCCAGCUGUCGUCAUGGCAAUCACACUGGGAAUCACCUACAGGGUGGACGACCCUUUAGGAUAUAGACAGGAGGAAUUCAGCAACCCUCGGUCCGUGUGGACGAAGUUUCUGAUCAGUUUCUCUCUGGCCGUGUUACUCGGUCUGUCCUGGACUCUGGGUUACCUGGUGCUGGUUACCACGGGAUACGCCCACCUGGUGCUCAGCAUCCUCUUCUGCCUCUGCACCACCACACAGGGGCUCCAGAUAUUCGUCCUGUUCACCGCCAGAAAGCCGAGCUUCAGAGCCGGCGUGUCGCAAGUCGUUCAGACCAUCUUGUCUGUCAACAUCCAACUCAGAGAGUUUUCAUAUAAUCUGAUGAGAGAAUGGACUCACUCUACAGAGUCCUACAGAGACCUGACAGUCUAG